GCGGACGCGCUGUGGGGCCUGGCGGGCGGCGGCGGCGGCGGCCGGGACGCGGGGCGGGAGCCCGGACGGGCACGAGGCCCCGAGCCGGGUGCGGCCCGCGGGCGGCGGAGGAGCCAUGGCGGAGGCCGCGCCGCAGCAGCUGUCGCUGCCCUCGGGGCUGCUGGAGCUGUGCGCGCUGCUGGGAGCCCCCAGGGACAGCCUCCGCGGCCCGGAGCAGGUCGCCCAGAAAAAAGGAGGUAGAAAUCUUUCUUCUCUCAAUCCAGAGGUUCUGUCUGUCUUCGUGCCUCCUUUCGUCUGCAAAGAGGACAGCCAGGCGGCUGGUGCAGGCUGUGCCACUCUGAACAAAGCCAGGCGGCGCUCCUUGAGGAAGAAGAGAGAGAAACCCAAAGCAGAGCACGGGAAGGGGUUCCCGGGGGACCCGAAGGUGCUGGAUGCGGAAGAUGUCAGCAUCCCCAACGACGUGGACCUCCUGGCCCUGCCCCAGCUGUGCUUCCCAGGAGGCAUGUGCGUGGCCUCUGAGCCGCAGGAGGACCACAUCCACUUCCUGGUCCUGACCGAUGUCUGCGGGAACAGGACCUAUGGCGUGGUGGGGCAGUUCUACCGGCCCCUGCAAGACGGACACUGCUUCUACAACGGCAAGGUGCACUGGGCGCCGUCCAGGCAGACGGUGGGCGCUGCGGGCUGCUUCGCGCCCUUCGCCGUGUGCGUCAUUUCCCGCCACCCCUACUUCACCGCCCUCAAGGACUGCCUCUCCUGUUUAUUGACUCAUCUGAAGCUCUGUAAAGACUUUGAAGUUGAUGAUCACAUAAAAGAUUUUGCUGCAAAACUAUCUUUAAUACCUAGUCCGCCACCAGGACCGCUCCAUUUGAUAUUUAACAUGAAGCCACUGCAGGUUGUAUUUCCUUCCCGAGUGGAUCCGGAAAGCCCCAUCAUCGACUUCGACCUCCACCUGCCCUUACUGUGUUUCAAACCUGAGAAGGUGUUACAGAUCCUCACCUGCAUGCUGACGGAGCGGCGGAUCGUGUUCUUCUCCUCCGACUGGGCGCUGCUGACCCUGGUGGCCCAGUGCUUCCUGGCCUUCCUCCACCCCCUGCAGUGGCAGCACACGCUUGUGCCCAUCCUUUCGGGCCAGAUGCUGGACUUCGUCAUGGCCCCCACGUCCUUCCUCAUGGGCUGCCACCUCGAUCACUUUGAAGAAGUCAGCAAGGAAGCUGACGGAUUGAUCCUGAUAAAUAUCGACAGUGGAAGCAUCACCUGCUCCAGAUCCCUGGAUGGCAAUGUCGGCAUUCCUGACGUCCCUCUCCUGGCGGCUCAGACGUUUGUUCAGAGGAUCCAGGGCCUGCAGCUGCAUCAGGAGCUGGAGCUGGUUCACCUGGGCUCCAGCACAGAUCUGCAGGAGGGGCGGGAGCGCACACGGGCCUGGCAGCAGAGGCUCAACUGCCAGAUACAGCAGAUCGCGCUGCAGCUGCUCGUCAGCAUCUUCAGGGAAGUGAAGAAUCACUUAAAUUACGAGCACAGAGUAUUUAAUAGUGAGGAGUUUCUCAAAACCAGAGCCCCAGGGGACCAGCAGUUUUAUAAACAGGUCCUGGACACCUACAUGUUUCAUUCCUUUCUGAAAGCCCGGCUCAGCAGAAAGCUGGACGCCUUCGCUCAGAUGGAGCUGCGCACGCAGUCCGAGGAGGACAGGCUCAACGGCAUGUUUGCAAGUCCAAGGAGACCAACGGUGGAGAAGAUGGCCUCGCGGAAGUCGACCCCGCUGCACGCGGGCCACCGGCGGAUGGUGGUCAGCAUGCCGAACCUGCGGGACAUCGUGGUUCUCGAGCCACCGCCCAGGAACGCGUCGCUUCGGAACUUCGACCCCUCGGACGCCCCCAGCAGCAGAGCAGUUCUGGACGUGGCCCCGAGAUCGGUGUGGACGUUCAAGAUUCCAGAGGUCCACUUUCCCCUGGUGGGCCAGUGCGUCCACGCGUACUACGACGACUUCGUCAGCCUCCUGAGCAGAGCCAUGGACUUCCUGGCUCCCGACAACUCCGUGCUGCUGGCGCGAUAUGUCUACCUCCGAGGGCUCGUCCACCUGAUGCAGGGGAAGCUGCUCAGCGCCCUCUCGGAUUUCCAAAACCUGUACAAGACGGACGUCCGGAUUUUCCCCACCGACCUCGUCAAGAGGACGGUGGAGGCCCUGUCGGGCCCCGAGCGCGCCCAGGCCGAGAGGAUGCCCGAGCUGCGGCGGCUGAUCAGCGAGGUCGUGGACAAGCCCAGGGAGGCCACGAAGGCCGAUGACCACGUGAAGAACUUCGAGCUGCCCAGGAAGCACAUGCAGCUGGACGACUUUGUGAGGAGGAUCCAGGAGUCCGGGAUCGUGACGGACGCCCACAUCAUCACCCGGCUGUUUGAGGCGUUGACUGUAGGACACCAGAAACAGAUUGACCCGGAAACAUUCAAAGAUUUCUACACCUGCUGGAAGGAAACGGAAGCGGAGGCCCAGGAGGUGAAUCUGCCUCUGUCAGUGAUGGAGCACCUGGAUAAAAACGAAUGCGUCUACAAGCUGUCGCGCUCCGUCAAGACGAACCGCGGCGUCGGCAAGAUCGCCAUGACGCAGAAGCGCCUGUUCCUGCUGACGGAGGGGUGGCCCGGCUACGUGGAGAUCUCCACCUUCAGGAACAUAGAGGAAGUCAGAAGUACCACAGUGGCUUUUCUCCUUCUGAGAAUACCCACCUUAAAAAUUAAAAUGGUCUCCAAAAAGGAAGUCUUCGAGGCGAAUCUGAAGACGGAGUGUGACCUCUGGCACUUGAUGGUGAAGGAGAUGUGGGCUGGGAAGAAGCUGGCGGACGACCACAAGGACCCGCAGUACGUGCAGCAGGCGCUGACGAACGUGCUGCUGAUGGACGCGGUGGUGGGCACGCUGCAGUCACCUGGCGCCAUUUACGCUGCCUCCAAGUUAUCACACUUUGACAAGAUGAAGAACGAAAUGCCCAUGGCCGUUCCAAAAACCACCUCAGAGACACUGAAGCACAAAAUAAAUCCUUCUGCAGGAGAAACGUUCCCUCAAGCCAUUGACGUCUUGCUGUACACCCCAGGGCAUCUUGACCCAGCAGAAAAAGUUGAAGAUGCUCACCCCAAAUUAUGGUGCGCGUUAAAUGAAGGCAAAGUGAUCGUGUUCGACGCGUCCUCGUGGACCGUUUACCAGCACUGCUUUAAAGUGGGCACUUCUAAAUUGAACUGCAUGGUGAUGGCCGAGCCGAGCCAGGUGUGGGUGGGCUCCGAGGACUCCAUCAUCUACAUCAUCAACGUGCACAGCAUGUCCUGCAACAAGCAGCUCACCGACCACCGCGCCAGCAUCACUGGCCUAGUGGGCCAGGACGGGAGGCAGGCCCCCAGCAGCGAGGUGUACUCGUGCAGCGCAGACGGCACGGUGCUGGCCUGGAACGUGAGCACGCUGCGGGUCAACAGCAGGUUCCAGCUGCCGCGUGGCGGCCUCUCAUCCAUGCGGCUGCACGAUGGCCGCCUGUGGUGCUGUACGAGUGACAGCAUCAUUGUCAUGACAACGAAUGGAUUUCUUCGUCAAGAACUGAAAAUCGAAGAGAACUUUAGAGCAACCUGCACCUCCUUCCUCAGUUUCCAGCUGAUGCCCGAGCAGAAGCAGCUCUGGGCCGUGUGGACAGGACACAGCGAGGUGGGCGUCUGGAGCCUGGAGGACCUCGGCCGGCCCCCACAGAGGAUCCCCCUGCAGGACUGCUCUGGGGUCAGCUGCAUGAUCAGGGUGAAGAAGCAGAUCUGGGUGGGUGCCAGGGGCCUGUCACAGGGACGAGUCAAAGGGAAAAUCUACGUGAUCGAUGCGGAGAGGAAGACUGUGGAAAAGGAGCUGGUGGCCCACGCGGACAUGGUGACGACCCUGUGCUCAGCCGAGGACAGAUACGUGCUGAGUGGCUCAGGCAGGGAGGAAGGGAAGAUCGCCAUCUGGAAAGUUGAAUAAACAUGGGUAAAACCCAACAGAAAGGUGCUCCGCAGCUGGGUGCUGGGAGCCGGCCCAGCCCUGCUGCUGGCGGGUGGGGGGAGGCAGGAAGCUCGGGGCAGGUGGGCACAUGCUGGCCGGGUGUGGCCGGGCGUCCCCCGCAGGGCCUCAGCGAUGGAACCGGGGGCCCCGCGCUCCCUCUCUCCGACCUUCCAGCUCCGGGACUGAGCCCUGCCCAGCGAGCUCCCCACCUGGGGGCUUCUCCGAGCAGCUGCCGGGCCUCUGGGUCCAGGACCAGGGCUGUCCCAGAGCCCCUGGAAACACGUCUCCCAAACCCCAUGGUGGCCUGCACCCCCCAGGUCUGGUUUCGCCUGUCCCCCCACUUUGUUCGUUCAUUCGACAAGGGCCGGUUGAGCCCAGGUUUACGCUGGGCCCCGAGCGUGUGCAGAUGACCUGGGGAGUCCUCCAGCUGCGCGGUGAUUUCCAGUCUCCAGUGAGGCUUAGAAAAGCCGGGUUAUGGCCUUUUAAGGCCACCAGGCCGUGGCUGAACCAGCUUGGGCCCGCCCAGGAGGGCGGCACAGCCCAGGCAAGCUCCGCCUUUUUUCUUUUUCUUUUUAAUUAAUGCAAAAUUUUUAUAAUAAACCUGAGACCCUUUUUCUACCAAAGAUAACAGAAGUAAUUUUUAAGAGACAAAUCUGCAUUGAAAAUAUUAUGUAUUAUCUAUUGGCCAGUAAAGUCACCACCACAUCAUCCUGUACAUCUGAAUUGCACACACACGUGUACGUAUAUAGAGAUGGUGCGACACCAUUUAACUGGAAGAGACCUUAUGAGCUCUGAAAUGACUGAGUACCUGCAGGAACAGGAGUUGCACAUCUUUAUCCUCCUGCGGAGACUGCAUUCCUUAAAGGUUCUGUACGAAGGCCUCGGCGAGGAUGUGGGACAGGGACAGCUGAGGGCUGCUGCCCGUCUCCCUCUGGACAUAGCCGAGUGCUUGGCCACGGAGCCGCCACUGGCCCUGGGUCUCAGGACUCCAGCCAGGCCCAGGCCAUGUGCCCUGGGAGGUUCCGAGGUCCUCUGCCAGCCUCCCCAAACAGGCCAAACCUGAGAAGCAGUAUUUGCAUUGUUUCCAGAAUUGACACUGCGGCUGGGCCCCUGGCCUGGAGCCAUGCGUGGUGGACUGAUUGUCUCCCAAGGCUUGGCGUGAGUAGCUGCCAGCUUCCUGGGGAGUUCUGGGGAAAGGGGCAGGGAGCGGCCAGGCAGCCCAACCCCACCCUGGCGUCUGUGCAGCUGGGCAGGGUCCAGCCUCUGACGGCUGCCAGCACCGAAGAGCAGAGGUUGACUUUUGCUUUUACAAACAAAUUUAAAGUUACAGCAAAAGCCUGGCAGAAAUACAUUUAUAAGCUCUUUAGUCAUUCCACAUGUAACUAGAUAGUUUAAGCCUUUGGUAAUAAAUUAUUUUGAUUAAUAAAUGCUGGUGUCCACUUUCCUUACUUUAUACGAUGUGUGUUGGUAGACAAGGUCUGAAAUCAUAAGCUCAAAUCAAGUUAUUUUCAUGCAGGGUUUUCAUUUCCUCUAUCUGUGGUAAUAAUGUCCAAGAUCUUCUCUGACAGUGAAUGCAUUUGAAACCACCAGUGCAGAAAAACUAGAGGCUUUUAGGAAAUGUCGUUUAUGUAAAAGAGAAGAAGAAGUGAACAGUUAAAAGUGGAAUCAGUGGCUGAGAGCAAGUGUGUGGUUCGAUAUUUAUGUAAAUAGAAUCCUAGUCUGUGUGUUUGCUGAAACGAAAAGCCUCCAGUUUUCCUCUGUGCUUUGAAGACACCAUUAUGAAUGAUUUAUCAUGGGAAGGGCCAAGAGAAGCUUGAAUUCAUUAGAUUGCAAUGGCUUCACAGCUUCAGCUUUAGCAACCUGAAUUAAAUUGGUACAACAAAAAUGUUUAUCGUGAAGUAGAAACCAAUAUUUGAUUCUAAUAUAAUUUUAGCUCUCUGGCCGUAUUUCAGAAAAUAGAAAAGCAAGCUGCUUUUGGGGCUGGCACUGCCCACACCACCGAGCAGAAGCUUGCCCCGAAUCCUUUAUUGCUGCAGAGGCUGCAAAGAGUAUCCUAUGGGGUGUGUAUGACCUGUUCUCUGAAGACGUGCAAGCAUCAGCUUUUCUCAAAUUUACAGCCCCAGCGUGGUGGUUCGAAGCUGUAUGGAACCCAGGAAAACAUCUUAAAUGUAAUCCACUCCUGUGGGUGUGGACGUGUUGUGAGUAGGCCCUCUUGGUGAGGCUGCUUCAGUUAGGAAGGGGGGCCCACUCCGUCAGGAUGGAGCCCUGAAUCAGCGCACUGAAAUUCAGACACAGAGAGGAAGCCACAGAGGCGGCAGCCAGAACCCGGAACCAGCAGAAUCCAGCACAGAAGGGGGAGGCCGGGAGAGGCUGUCACCUGCCCUGCCGUGUGACAGGAGCCCGGGGCCGCCGGCAGCCUGCCCCAGAACCCUGGGCUUCAGGAAGAGAGCAUUGCCUGGAUCUGGAUUUUCCUUUUAGCCUCAAAACCGUAAGCACAUAAAUUCCCAUUGUUUAACCUGACCCAAUUUCACAGUAUUUGCUUCAACAGCCUAGGAAACAGAAACACCUUGGAAUUGGAUGCGAUCACAACAGCUGAAUUAAAAACGAAAUGAUUUAAAUCCAUUUCCAGAGGACUCCUUAGGAAGAUGGGAGAAUGCUCUCCAGGUUGCCCCAUUCUCUGUGCUCCCUGGGAGUGCUUCAUGGGAUUCUCCAGGAGGGGCCCUGGGGGAGGCAGGUGGGCCUACCUGAGGACCUGGCCAUGGGACCCCAGCCCUCUAUAAAGUGAGAUGGUUCCUUCUUGCAGAGCUGUUGUGGGGACUGAGUGAGAAGGAAUGACUCAGAGCACGUUCAAUCCCAGCUGCCUGCAGCACUUUCGUGAAAGAUGGGAAAUAAACAUGCAACAGCUACUUUAGUGCACUGAAUGGUGGCCUUCCAAAAGAUACGUCCACAUAGGCUAACCCCCAGAAUCUGUAUGACUUGAUUUGGGAAAAGGGUCUAUGCAGAUGUAAUUAAGUCACAGACCUCAAGAUGAAGUUAUCCAGAUUUGGGGCAGGCCCUAAAUCCAGUGACAGGUGUCCUUACAAGAGGGCCCCAUCCUGAUCAAGGUGGUCGAGAGAGAAGACUUGAACAGCAAGCAAGAACCAGCAACAAUAUCUUCCUCAGAAGCUCUAGAAAACAGUUAAAGGGUUCCAGUAACAGAGUGAGUGCUCAAUCAAGCAAAAAGCACCUAACAAUGGUGGGAUCUCCUGGCACCCUUGCCGGCCCCUCCUGUGCCCUGCCGCCAGCUCGGUGUGGGGCUGGCACAUGCUUCCAGUGUGGGUCUCUGGUCCUGAUCCUGGAGGGAGCUGAGUAACCUUUGUGCGCACACCAGGGUACAGGCAUGUCUGAGCCCGUGUGGCUGGGGACAGCCUGAGGACUGACCCAGUCACCUGGCACCGGCUCAUCAUCUCAGAACAGCCCUCCUACAAAAUACUGCAGGAGAACAGGCAAGCCCUAGCUGCCUGAGGCAAAGGUUUGCUGGUUACAGGACAGACAGUGCAGCCCUCUGGUCUGUGGGAAACACUGUUCCUUAGGGGAAUGAGGACAUUCAUUAUAUCCAUGGAAAUGGGGAGGGGGGUGUCCUAGGGCCACACACACAUGCCCAGGACAAAAUGCAUGUGCAGAAAAGGCCGAGAGAACCCUACACUUUUGCCUCAGGCUGUUCUCUCAAGUCAUCACUCGGACAGCUAGUCUCAGGGAGCGCACUGGCACAGGCCAGUCUUGCAAGGACUGGGAAAGGUGUUUUCUGUUUCCUUGUCAUAGCCCUUGGCAGUCAAGGAGAGCUCUGUCAUAAUGCUGUGUGGAAACAGAGACCUCAACUUCUACAUUCCAGAGAGAACACAUCAAAAUGUGCAAACUGCAAUGACAGAUUAUAAAACACAGAAAGAAAAAGGAAGCGAUGGCCCAUGCAAAGAAGAAUAAUAUUCACACAUUAGAAACUACCAAUGAGGAGAGCUAGACCUGGGACAUUCCAGGCAAAGACCUCAAAAAAAAUGGUCCUAAACAGGCUUGAAGAGCUAAAGGAAAAACACAAAGAACUAAAGGACAUCAAGAAAAUGACCGAUGAAUACAAAGAGAGUAUCAAUAAAGAGAAAGCAUGAAAAGAACCAGAGUUGAAGACCACAGUAACUAAAACAGAAAGUUCCCCAGAGGGGUUCAACAUCAGAUUGGAGCUGGCAGAAGAAAAAAAUCAGUGAAUUUGAAGAUACGACUAUUGACACUACUCAGUCUGAGCAGCAAGGAAAAAAAAAAAAAAGAAUGAAGACAAGUGAGGAGCCUGAGAGCCUCCGGGACACCAUCCAGUGCACCAAUAUAUGCACUGUGGGAGUCCCAGAGGGAGAAAGAAAGGGGCAGAAAUAAUAGUCAAAGAAAUAACAGCGAAAAACUUACCAAAUUUAACGAAAAACGUGAACAAACACAUCCAAGACAUUCAACAAACUCCCUAAACCAAGCUAUAUCGCAAUCAAACUGUUGAAUGCCAGAGAUAAAAAAUUCUGAAAGGUGCAAGAAAGAAGCAAUAUGCACAUCCCAGGGAACCUCAGGAAGAUUACGUACCAUUUCCUCAUGAGAAACCAUGGCAGCAAGAAGGCAGUGGGAUGACAUAUAAAGUGCUGAAAAGAAAAAAACUGCCAGUCAAGAAUUCUAUAUCCAGUGAAACUGUCUUUCAAAACUGAAGAAGAGAUUCCCAGAUAAACUAAAGCUGAUGUUGCCUGUACCACGACACCAACCCUAGAAGAAAUGCCCAAGGAAGUUCUUCAGGCUGAAAGAAAAGGACACUGGACAAUAGGUCAGAAGCUGAGUGAAGAAAUAAAAGUCUCCAUUAAACGUAACAAGAUGGGUUAAUAUAAAUGCCGGUACUGUGUUGUUUUUGGUAACUUCACUUUUUACUUCUGAUAGGAUCUAAAAUGCAAAUGCAUAAAAAACAAUGAUAAAUCAAUGGCUUUGAACUCAUAAAUGUAUAAACAUGUAAUUUGUGACAAAAACUAUAUAAAGGUGAGGGGUAGAGGUAUGGAGACAUAGAUUGUCUAUGCUGUUGAAGUUACACUGGUAUCAAACUAAACAAGAUUGUUAUUGCUUUAGUAUGUUAAAUUUUAAGUUCCAUGGUAACCACAAAGAAAAUAUCAGAAAAAUAGGCACAGAAGGAAAUGAGAACAGAUUCUAAAAAGUUCACUCCAAUAUAUCAA
Choloepus didactylus (southern two-toed sloth) is the source of this 9216-nucleotide messenger RNA. It is a transcript of the gene DENND3, whose product is annotated as DENN domain containing 3. The transcript has 23 exons. Gene Ontology annotation, biological process: regulation of Rab protein signal transduction. Gene Ontology annotation, molecular function: protein binding. The record is from RefSeq and is a predicted model, not a curated record. Gene Ontology annotation, cellular component: cytoplasmic vesicle. Bases 116 to 3973 code for a protein of 1285 amino acids. Lineage: Eukaryota; Metazoa; Chordata; Mammalia; Pilosa; Megalonychidae.